UUUUGACAGCCAGCAAAGAGAUUUAAAAAAAAGUUGUGACACUGGCUGUUUCAGUUUAAAAAACACACUUAACUUUUUUAUUCGAGAUAAAAGUGUUAGUGUGGUACUUGAGUGCAAUUAUUCAAUAUGAAGGGCGGCAGCACAAUGAACAACUCUUCAAUGUUUGACUCCUACUACACCUUCAUGGAGAAAAACAGCGACCCCCGCACGGCGGACUGGUUCUUCGUGUCCGGCCUGGGUCCGCUGGUGACGUUGCUCAGCACCUACCUCUACUUCUGCACCUCAGUCGGGCCCCGGUUCAUGCGCGACAGAAAGCCCUUCGAGCUCAAACACACCAUGCUCGUGUACAAUUUCUCGCAGAUACUGAUGAGCGCGUUCCUGGUUUAUGAGGGCCUGGCGUCAGGGUGGUACAAUGACUACAGCUACACGUGUCAACCUGUCGACUACUCCGACAACCCUAAAGCGAUGCGAAUGGCUUCAGCGGUAUGGUGGUACUUCAUGACGAAGCUCAUAGAGCUACUGGACACGGUUUUCUUCGUGUUGAGGAAGAAGACCCGACAGAUCUCUUUCUUGCAUCUCUUCCACCACACGAUUAUGCCAAUCUGCGCGUGGAUCGGAACUAAAUUCUUGCCAGGCGGUCACGGCACUUUCCUCGGAGUGAUCAACUCGUUCAUCCACAUCAUUAUGUACGGCUACUACUUAGUGGCCGGACUCGGACCUGAGUACCAGAAAUACCUCUGGUGGAAGCAGCACCUCACCUCUUUGCAGCUGAUCCAAUUCGUCAUGAUCUUCACCCACAACUUUACUGUCAUGUUCCGCGACUGCAGCUAUCCCAAAGGCAUCAAUUUCCUCCUCUCCCUCAACGCCGGCGUCUUCAUCUAUCUCUUCGGCAAAUUCUACGUCGACAACUACAUCAAGGCCAACAGGAAGAAAAACGAUGAUGUCAAACCCGUCAGCAACGGCAAAGCGAAAGCGUGCUAGUAACUAUUUAUUCUCAUUAGUCAUGUACAUAUUAGUAUUAAGUAAUAUGUGAUUUAUAGAGUCAGUAACGAUAUUAGUAGUAGUCAAAACAAUAAUAGGAAGUAUUUCUAUACUUCCUAUUAUUUUUGUUGACGGCUUUUGCUACAUUAUCUGCAUUUUUUUUCAAAAUUAUUGAUUAAUUACAAUAUUUUACUGUCACAAAAUUCAUUUGGAUUGUAGUAGAGAUUGUAAGUGCUGUGGAAUAUCAAAAUAAUCUAGCUGAUUUAUAGUUGGGAGACGUUUUAUGUUAAACCUACUAGGAAUGUAAAAUAAUACUCUGACGCGAGAUAAUGCAAUAGCGUUCCACUAAAUAGUAAAUACAGCUAAAUAAUAGUUAUCAACUUAUCAUAGCACAAGUCAACUUGAAGUGAUAUACUUAGUUAUGUGCAGAUUUAGUAUAUUAACGUAGAAAAUAACAUGGUGCCUGAUUUCAUAGAACUGACAUAGAACGUCGUGCCUUGAAUCUUGAAAAAAGUUUCUGUUAUGUGUACUUCUAAAGUCUGUUUAGCAAUUUCUAUGAAUCUUGUAGUAAAUGCUGCUAUGAAACUGACUUUAUCAAACAAAAUCGACAAUUUAAACCCGCUCGUUAAAAUGUAAAUGUAGUUUAAUUUACACUUGCGUUGGAAAAUAGCAUUGUCUGCGAUAUUUCAUUUGUGGUUGUACAAUUUCUAGAGUACUGUAUUUAUUUAUUUAUAUCAGGCUACAUAGGCCCAUACAAUAAUAUAUACCUUUAUAAUAGUCAACAGAGUACUUUAAUGAUAAUGUCGUAUCAAUGUGAUCAUUUACUUGUAAGGUGAUAAAUACAGUAAGUUAUUUAUAAGUAUAAGAUAUUUUGAUUGGGUUUGAGGUUAUUUAAAUAAAAUAAUAUGUAUGUUUUGAUAAAUAAUGAUAAGUGUAGUUUUGAUUGUAGCAAUGAAGUUGUUUUAUACUUAUUUAUCUAUAAUGAAAGAGAGCAGGCCUUAAUUUUGUAUUACCCUUAGAGCCCCCGCAGACUACAGACUUUUUGUCGGCCGAUAGUUUGACCAAAUUGGGGUCGCGGUACAUUACUAUCGCCUAUUGGCCGAUACAAAUCGUUUAGUGUGCGGCGUGCGCACCUUCAUACGUCUUCUUACUGAUUAAGCUUUCAGUCAAACUAUCGGCCGACUAAAAAGCUGCAGUCUGCGGAAGCUCUAAUCUUUCACAAUUUUGCAUGUAUAAAAUGAGUGUUAAGUUUUGUAUGUUAUAUUUUUAAUAAAAAAUAUCUUU
Molecule: messenger RNA, 2265 nt
Organism: Aricia agestis (brown argus)
Lineage: Eukaryota; Metazoa; Arthropoda; Insecta; Lepidoptera; Lycaenidae
Product: elongation of very long chain fatty acids protein AAEL008004
Exons: 7
Coding region: 127-981 (284 amino acids)
Biological process (GO): fatty acid elongation, saturated fatty acid; fatty acid elongation, monounsaturated fatty acid; fatty acid elongation, polyunsaturated fatty acid
Cellular component (GO): endoplasmic reticulum membrane
Molecular function (GO): fatty acid elongase activity
Source: RefSeq, a predicted model, not a curated record